GUGGUUGCUAGGGCGGGAGGUCACAGAGCGCAGCUCAGGGAUUGGGCAGCGUCGAGGGAGGUGGGUGGUGAUUGGGCGGCGCCCAGGAGGCGCCCUGGUGAGGCGCGGACUUGCGAGCGUGAGUUCCGGCGAGAGGCCCGAGCUGAGGGCCCGCGGCUUCACGAUGGCCUCGGCCCAGCUGGACUACACCAUCGAGAUCCCGGAUCAGUCCUGCCGGAGCCAGGAGGACAGCCCCAACCAAGGUGGGAAGGAGGCAGGGACUCGACAGCCUUUGGUGAUUCUCUUGGGCUGGGGUGGCUGCAGUGACAAGAACCUGGCCAAGUACAGCGCCAUCUACCACAAAAGGGGCUGCAUCGUGAUCCGAUACACAGCCCCUUGGCACAUGGUCUUCUUCUCCGAGUCCCUGGGCAUCCCUUCCCUUCGUGUCUUGGCCCAGAAGCUGCUGGAGCUGCUCUUUGAUUAUGAGGUCGAGAAGGAGCCCCUGCUCUUCCACGUCUUCAGCAACGCCGGCGUCAUGCUGUACCGGCACGUGCUGGAGCUCCUGCAGACCCAGCGGCGCUUCUGCCACCUGCGGGUGGUGGGCACCAUCUUCGACAGCGGUCCAGGUGACAGCAACGUGCUGGGGGCUCUGCGGGCCCUGGCAGCCGUCCUGGGGCACCGGCCCGCCGCGCUGCGCCUCCUGCUCCUCGCGGCCUUCGCCCUGGUGGCCAUCCUGGUCCACGGCCUGCUGGCUCCGCUCACGGCCCUCUUCCACACCCACUUCUACGACAGGCUGCUCAACGCAGCCUCUCGCUGGCCCGAGCUCUACCUCUACUCAAGGGCCGAUGAGGUGGUCCUGGCCAGGGAUGUGGAGCGCAUGGUGGAGGCACGCCUGGCACACCGGGUCCUGGUGCGCUCCGUGGACUUCGUGUCGUCCGCACACGUCAGCCACCUCCGCGACUACCCCACCUACUACACCAGCCUGUGCGUCAACUUCAUGCGCAGCUGUGUCCACGGCUGAGGUCGCUGCCCCACCCGCCUCACCCCCGCUCCGGAAAUGAAUGCCCGACACCCCCCCCCCCCACGGCCCGCCUCCGAGGGCGGGGCCUCUUCCGGUUCAACUCCCGGCGGCCCUCUGGGACCCCGCGGUGGUCCCGUAGACAGCUCCGCUGGGCCUCUGUGCCAGCUUAUCCCAGGAUCCCAGGGGCAGGAGCGCCUGGGCAGGUCUCUGCGGGAGCCACGCAAUGCUUGUGUUUGGGGAGUCCAAGGGGGAAGCCACACGGGAAGCUGAGGCAGGUGGCCUGUCCGGCUCUGCCAUGCUUUGCCAGGAAGCCGCCGGAUCCAGGAACGUUGCGAGAUGUGUGUGUAGUGGGCCGACGGAUUGGGGAGCAGGAGGACAGCAGCGCCACAGGGGAACUAGGACCAGCCGGGUCAGGAGCCCUAAAGACCAGAACCAGAACCAUUGGCCUGAAACAAACCUUUGUGUCCUUGAGGGAGGCCCAUUUGGAUCCUCUGUAGGCAGGAGGCGGCUUCAGCCUGAAGAGUUCUGUAUCACCUGUCAUUCUAUCACUGCUGCACAGUGCUAGCCAUAGUAGGCAUUCAAUAAAUAUUUGUUGAUUGA
This is a messenger RNA of Phacochoerus africanus (Common warthog), 1600 nucleotides long. RefSeq names its product transmembrane protein 53 (gene TMEM53). The record is from RefSeq and is a predicted model, not a curated record. The transcript has 4 exons. NCBI's taxonomy places the organism in Eukaryota, Metazoa, Chordata, Mammalia, Artiodactyla, Suidae.